AUGCCUUUCUCUGGGCAAAUUCUCAACAUCUUCUCCAGCCCUAGUAAGCAGCCAAAAUUCCCCCAGAAACGUCAAGCACCCAAGACGCCCCAGACAACCCAAGCUUCUUCAUCCAUGCCGACUUUGUCUACCUGGACGCCCCAAUCACCGAAGAAGCCCCAGCCAACCCAGACCGAUCCAUUCUUGUCGACGCCUUCCACCAAUACCCUAGAUGCCACGCCAUCUGGACCAGCAAUUGAAAAUGCUGGUUUGCAGCGGCUAGUCUCCGCCAGUCUCGACCUUACUCGGGUUGAGACACCCCAAGUACCCAAGACGCCCCAGCCAAAGGCCUCUCUGUCCGUAUCGACACCUUCCAUCGCUAGCCUCGACCUCACGGGAUCCGAACCAGCAAUCAACGAGCUCGUUCUGCAGCAGCCAGCCUCCGCUAGCCUCGACACUCCUCUGACUGGAACAAAACGCAAGCUCACGGACUCUAUUUCCUCCCCCCGGUCCGAGAAGCAGAAGAUUCGCAAGUUCCUCUUCCAAGAAGCCAAGAUCCUCGACAUCCCCAACAAGGGCGCAUUCAGCAACGCUGAGGUCAACAUCAUGGUCGAGGCAAUCCGGCACAACGAGGGGGUAAUGGCCAAGUGGAAGGAGGACAUGAUCAAGCAUGUCGAUGCCCAUGAAAAAGCUCAAGCUCUUCGAACUAAGGUUGUGCAGUGCGUGGAGAAGAAAAAUAAAGUGCUGGAGCACUAUAUUGAUGUUGAGUUGAAGGCUCUGAGGGAGGGGAAUAAGGGGAUGAGGGAGGAGGUUGUUAGGAAGAACCGGAAGUUGGAUGAGGCGGAGCGGAGGAUUGAGGGGUUGUUGAAGGAGCUGAAGGGGAAGGAGGAGAAUGUGGAUGACGGGGAUAAGGGGGCUGACGGGGAGAUGGGAGACGAGGGAUACAAGGUGACCCAGGGGGACGAGGGGGAACAAGGGGAGAUGGGGGACGAGGAAGAGGAGUGGGAGUCCCGGGAGCUUGACGGGAAGCCAAUGGACGUCGAUAUGGGUCGCCGGGAAAGCCACUUCGGACGAAGGAUCUGAUU
Messenger RNA from Mytilinidion resinicola, 1064 nucleotides. RefSeq lists its product as uncharacterized. The transcript is spliced from 2 exons. The coding region runs from base 1 to 1062 and encodes 353 amino acids. The record is from RefSeq and is a predicted model, not a curated record. NCBI's taxonomy places the organism in Eukaryota, Fungi, Ascomycota, Dothideomycetes, Mytilinidiales, Mytilinidiaceae.